CGGGGGGCGGGGAGGCGGCCGCACGCGCUCUCGCUGCCGGCGGCCUGCGCGGGCUCCUCACCCCCAGCGCGGGGGGAGCGCGCGGCGGGAGGCGGCCGCAGCCAGGCGAGGCGAUGGAGCCCUGACGCCUGCCAUGGAGAGGAAGCCGGGCGGCGAGGAUGACUGCGUGGACUCGGGAGCCGAGACGGGAGGCUUGGGUCAUGCAGAGAGACAUAGUGUUGUGCAUGUGUACAACAGAUGCUUCCUUUCCAGCUAUGAAGGAGUCGGAGGAGUCAAGAGCAUUCCUGUUUCUCACCUUGGUCCCUGGCCGCAUACAGGAGUCUGGGGAGUAAAGAAGGGGGCUUUCUCUCUCCCACACCAGUCAUGGAUUCAAAUUGCUUCUGAGUCCCAUGAUGAGAUUCAGGAAAAGAGGAGGCACCUUGACCUCAACCGGUGCUGGUGGAUUAUACCCUCUGUAAUAUCUGAGUACAGCUGCAUGUCCUCUACAAGCACAACCGCAUUGAGGACCCAUGCUGUAAAUCCAAAAACAAGUGAACUUUCUGUGGAAGACAAUCAGGACCCUUUCCUUGUUAGUAUACAUAUAAUCACAGACCCUGGUGAAUCCAAAGUUCUCCAGCAAGCCAUCUAUAAACUGUUAGCAUGGAUCCAUCCAGACCUCCAGUUGUUCCGAGUCUCAGAAAGACGGGUCUCGAGGAAGCACAGGAAGUCUGGUAAGGCUGCUGUUUCUCAGCCAGCCCUUGCAGUCAUUCUGUUUCUGCAGGAGGAAUAUAGAGAAGAACCAAUCUUACAGCUCCAUGAAACCUUUCAGAGACCACCUUGGCAUUACCACCAUACAGAACGAGUGCAUAGCAAGUUCCUCCCUUACAUGCCAUGCAGUCAGGACUUCUUCACUUUGGCCCAUGGGACCCCUUUGUGGGCCAUCCGACCAGUGCAUUAUGGAAGAGAAAUUAUCCGCUUUGCCAUAUACUGCAGGAAUGAAAACUUUGUUGACAUUAUGAAACUGUACCAGUUAAUCCUGAAAAGACCGGCGUAUCAGAAAAAGGCAGAUUUUUGUGUCUUUCCUGUCUAUUCUAACAUGGAUAUAGACAUUCAGUUCUCUUUAAAAAGACUCCCUAAGGGCCAGAUUCCAACCCCUACAGAGUCAGCGGUGCUGGAAUUCCGAGUAGAAGAUGUUGGACAGCUUGUUCCUCUCUUGCCCAGUCCUUGUAGCCCAAUCAGUGAAGGCAGGUGGCAAACAGAAGACCAUGAUGGGAAUAAGAUCCUUUUGCAGCAGGCACGUAUUUGGUAUAGGAAGUCUGCUAAGCAGAACGAGCUUCAUUUUCCAUCUUCAAGGGAUUCCUGUUUCACGCCUUCACCAAGCUAUAUUCCUCACAGUCACAGACCUGCCCCUGAUCAAAUUAGUGAGCAUCUGAAGUCAGCUGGUCAAAUCAAGCUGCAUCGGGCAAAUGGCCUUGGUCAGUACCUUGGUGUCUCCCAGCAGGACUUGAGAAAUGGUGACCGAGGAGACUUCACCCGAAGAUCCAGUAGUGCCUCCAGUAUUUCAUGGUCAUUUCAGCGAAGCAAGUCUCUGUUCUGCUUGCCCACAACAAGCUCCUUUCCAGGCUCUGACUCCUUUCACUUUAGUGAACCAUUCCAGAUUUUAAAUACUGGGUCACCUGUGAACAGGUUAAAAACAUGGAGAUGCAGCCCCAAGCUUAACAUUGAGGACUUGGAGGGUUCACAGGAGACUGAUGUUGACACAGGGAUGAAGCUGUCCUUCUCAGAUCUGUCCGUGGUCUCAGCCUACUCUACCUUUAAUGGAUUUUGCAGUGAUUUGGAAGCCUCUCUUCCCUCACAAAGGCAGUGUGUCAGUAGAUCUAAACGGGCUGUCUCCAGGAGAAGGCCGUUGUCAGCCAUGUGCAGUACUGUUGAGCUCCCUAGUAGUUCACUUCUGUCUCUCUCAGAGUGGUCUUCCAGUUCUUUCUUGUCAUCUUCAGCAUCCCCCUUAGCAUCUCACUGUCAACUCAGACAGUCACCAAGAGCAACCCCUUGUUCUCUGAAUGCUAGGAAAACACCUGGCAGCAUUCAGCCAGGCUCUUCAACCAACGAGGAGGAAUUCUACAUCUGAGCUUUCUCCAUGCUGAACCUUUUAAUGUAAAUUUGUGCAUAUGUGAAUUACAGUAGUGCAUUUCCACUAUCUGAGCCAUCUGGGCUGGCAAGUUCCUUGCUCCUUCUUGAGGGGAAGGUGUUACACCACUGUGUGCUAAAUGUUGUAAAAGGUUCCCCCACAUUAUUGUAAUGGGUGCCUCAUAAAUGUGUAUUAUAAUAUCAGGUGAGAUUAUGUCCACUGGAUUCAUGCGCGGGGAUCCUCGAUGUGUAGAUCUGUCUAUAGCUGUGCGGAUAGGGGAUUUGUGCUCCGUGUCCUUUAGUUUUGGCGAAAGGGGUUUGGGAGACUGACCCUUAGCACGUAGAGCAGGAAGUGCCUAGGGGUGCACAUGGUAACCCACCUUCCCCUGACAAGUAGCUGUAAAGAUGCUGAAAGGAAAAUACAACCUCAAGCUGCACUAACUUUCCUGAGAAGCUCUCUCCACAUUGGCAAACCCUUCCCCACCUCCUUUAUGAGGUUCCAGAGGCAGCUAUCAAAAGGGCAGACCCUAGUAGCAUGGCUCUAGUGGAGCCAGACAAGGAGGCUGAGGGCCCCAGGACCAGUGUAGAGGCACAGGCCUCCAGCUGAUCUUUGAAAAUCUGCAGAUUUGGGGAGAAAACGUCCUGUUUGUUCCAUGUGGAAGAAGGAAUCCGCACCACAUCCCCAAUCUGAGGGACUGGUUUGGGGAAAAUGCCAUGAGGGGACCAGCUUUUUUCCCCACCUCAUACGGGAAGGGAGCAGGGUGACCCACUGUUAGAAGUGCACUGCAGGCUCCCUAUUAUUAGGGGUUUGUUAUUUUGGUUGUAAAAAAUUCACCUCAUACAUAAAGUUAAUAUUGGUGGUCGCAGCCCAAUUUCUGUGUAAAACAAAUUUCUUGCCAAACUUUUGUCAGAAUUUUUAAUUUAUCUGAAGGGAAAAACAUGUAGAAUUGUACUGGCCUUUUUAUCAAGUUACAUUUUUGGCAAGUUGUUACAGUGGCAAGCUAUCCUGGUGUAAUUACUUUUGGUAUUUUGGAAAAACAUUUAAAUGGAGAAGCCAUUAGUCUGAGAAAUGACUAAGUACCUUUAUGCGGGUUUUUACCAUCUAUUUCAAACUGUUCUGACAAUAUAUCUCUGUGUUAAACAGUACUGAUGCUGACUGCUGCUCUGGUCUAGGCACUAAGAACAUUACCUGGUUUAAAGUAGUGUAUACAAAUCUGUAUUGAAUCAAUAGACAGGUAUAGCUGCAGAAGAUCCACUCUGAUCAGUCAGUAAAUAAGCCUAGGGAGGAAAAAGGAUCUUUUAUGUAUUACUCGCAGCCUUACUCACAACAAUACUAUUCGUUUUAAAACAGUCUAAAUAAAUAGUUACAUAAGAGAGUGGAACAGCUCCAAAAAUCUCCAUUCUAACCCCCAACUAAAUAUACAGUUUAUACCAUUCCACAAACCAUCCUUAAAAAACAUGAAGUCUGCAAGAAAUAAAUAUAAAAUCAUUCUGUUUAAACACCAUUAAAGUUGUAACCCAAAUCCACAAAAGGCAGGAAAUUGACAGUAAAGGCUUGCAGGAAUUGGCAGUCAAUUCACUGGCCCUCCUUUAUGCUGUUCAGAAUUUUUUGCCCCCCUUUUUUUUUCCCCCUCACUGUGAUAGAGAAUGGUGCAUCUGCCUCAUCUAUGAGUUUCCUGCUUGUUGUCAGCUACUGAGACAACAUGAAUUGCAUGGAAACCUUGUCUUCUGUAUUAACUAUAAAAAUUGGAUUGUAUUUCAGAUCUGGACACCCAGCUGAAUAUUAGCACUUUCCCCACCACUACCACCCAGAGUUGUUUGGCUUCACUCCAACUUUUGAUAAAUGACCCUGUCCAGAGAUGCUUGGAAGCAGAAACACCAUGAAUGAGGGAUUUAACAUGGUGGUUGAAUGUUUACCAACUAUCGGCCUGCUCCAAAGCCCAUCAAAGUCAAUGGGAGUCUGGGGGUUUAGGUGAGACUUCAGGGUAUGUCUAAAAAACCUGCAGCAUCAAGUCUCAGAGGCUGGGUCGGCUGACUUGGGCUUAUGGGGCUCGGGCUGUGGAGCUAAAAAUUACAGUGUAAACAUUCAGACUUCGGCUGGAGCCCAGGCUCUGAGACCUUUCUCCUUUUUAGGGUCUCAGAACUCUUAGAGCACAGUAGGCCUGAUUCUCCACUGUCAUGGGCCAUAAGUAAUUAUUUACAGCUGGGCAAAAUAUGUGUAGAACACCACCAGGUCAGAAUGGUAGCAUUUUGCACUCUUUUGGCAAAUGACUAUGCAAGGUGCAAGGCAGUGAAGAAUCAGGCCCAAUAGGUUUAGACCAGGGGUGGGCAAACUAAGGCCCGCAGUCCAGAUCCGGCUCACGAGCCAUUUUAAGCUGACCUGCGAGCUCCCACUGGGACUUGCCCCACUCCAGCCGGGGUACUGGGUUGGGGGCCACUCCACACGGCUCCCAGAAGCUGCAGCAUGGCCCCGCUCCAGCUCCUAAGUGCUCCAAUGGGAGCUUCAGGGGUGGUGCCUGCAGAUGGGCAGCGUGCAGAGCUGCCUGGCCGCGCCUCCAUGUUGGAGCCAGAGAAGGGCCACUCAGAGCCUGCACCCCGAGCUUCUCCCUAUGCCCCAGCCCGCUGCCCCAGCCCUGAUGCUCCUCCUGUCCUCCAAACCCCUCGGUCCCAGCCCAGAGCACCCUCCUACACCCCAAACUCCUCAUCCACAACCUCACCCCAGAGCCUGCACCCCCAACCAGAGCCCGCACUCCCUCCUGCACCCCAACCCCAAUUUUGUGAGCAUUCAUGGACUGCCAUAAGACUUCUAUUCCCCAAUGUGGCCCUCAGGCCAAAAAGUUUUCCCACCCCUGGUUUAGACUAAUGGCACAAUAUUCUUCUCUAAAAUUUGUGGUGGCACAAAGAUAAAUGAUGAAAUAACAUUAAUGUUGGUAAAAUGGCUUCAUAGCCACUUUCAGAUAUGACAAUAAACAGGAAAGAAUUGGCUAAACCUUGUCAAAAAAAGUGUUUUAUCAUUCAUUGUUGGGGAAAAAGCAUAUUUAUAAUAUUUAUAAUACUUAUAAAAAGUCGUCAGAACAUGGAAUCAAAAGAUCUUCAGAGAACUGACUUCAGCUGACAUGUCUAUUUGUUCCUGGAACCAUGUCAGUAUUCAGACUCCUGAAGGAAGCUGUCUUGUUCUGCUACUGAAGAGAAGACUUUGAAAUAUCUGUCAACCAAUAGUGUGCCUUAUGACUGGACUUCAGCGUAGUUGAAAGCAAUAGCCUGGCUUUAUCAGAAGUACUGAUGAUGUUGAAAGGCUGGAAAUUAGCACGAGAUAGCAAAUUACCAAGUAGCAACUAAUAUGGUGUAAAUAUACAGGAAUGGGAACAUCUAAACUCCAGACUGUAUCACGUAAACCAAUAUGGGAAGGAAGCCAAAUUAAAUUCAACAGACUCAGAAGAGAGAAUUUAUAUUUUUCAGAUGGUUCUGUUCUUCCAAGUAUUUCUACACUGUUUACUGAUAUUUAACUAGAAAAUAAUGUUUUAUUUUUUUAAGUUCUAUAUGAAUAAUUCAUGGGGUGUGUAACAAAAUUUUGGAAUCAUAGAAUGCUCCACUGAGAGGAAAUGUAAUAAUAAUAUUGUACUGGAACCUUUUAUGUUAUAAUAAUAAAAGUCAGCUUUUGAAGAGUGUUUCAAUUAAAAUAAGUGUUAUUAGUUCCCUUUUCUAUAAUUUAAAAGGGAGUUGAACUUAUCCAGAUGACUGGAGAUGCACAAGGUUCGUGUUACGGCAUUUUGCUUAUGUAUCAUAUCACUGUUGUAUUAUGAACGUUGCAGAUUUGCCCUUAACUACUACUCUUCUCCCAUGCCAGCAUGUUGCUUUUAUCAAAUAAAAUAGUCAGAAAGUUAAUUGUA
This is a messenger RNA of Dermochelys coriacea (leatherback sea turtle), 5996 nucleotides long. RefSeq names its product family with sequence similarity 124 member A (gene FAM124A). NCBI's taxonomy places the organism in Eukaryota, Metazoa, Chordata, Testudines, Dermochelyidae. The coding region runs from base 134 to 2107 and encodes 657 amino acids. The transcript has 6 exons. The record is from RefSeq and is a predicted model, not a curated record.